AUCAUAGUCAUAUGGCGGACAUCGCUAUGGCGGCAGGCUGCCAAAAAAAUAGCCGUGGGUCUAGCAGUGUACCGUGGGUGAUAUUUCAUGCUUGAUUGAGGUAGUUCGAUGAAGCAGAUUCUUGAAACCCGGCACAAACAUCUUUGAGGACCCGGCGAAAGUUCUACGAAAGUUCUACGAAAGUGCAGUACCGGGGGAAAGCAGCGCAGCUCGCAUCGAAAGCAGAUGCCGUACCGGCGUCUACAUUCGAUGCGUGCUGUGCUGCCUUUUCCUGGUGCUGCGAUUUCGUGAAACUUUCACUGGGUCCUUAAAGAUCAGGCUGCCGUUCACACCGGGUUUCAAUAAUAUGUUUUGUCGAACGAUUUCAGUCAAGAACGAAAUAUCACCCACGACUAUUUUUUAUGGCAGCCUGCCACCACAACUGCCACAACGCUGUCUGCCAUGGAUGAAUAAUAGUGGCUGCACCAUCUGUACAUUGGCUCGAGGUGCGGUGGACAUGGAUGACUGCAAUCUAAUUUCUGAGGCCGAACUUGAAAAGUAUGCUUACAGUAUUGCGUCCCUGGACCCUUUCCGUGUGCUAAGGAGCAUCACAUCCCUCAGAGACAGACUGAGGGCUCAGGGAGCAGACCUUCUCAAACCUUGUUCAAGCAGGGACGACGGAACAAGCUGCUGGGUCGUCGACUCCCUGCUGACCCUCAACAAACACCUGACUUCGGUCCACACAGAAAUCGAAGAGUACGAGCCAGGCAAGCUUGCCGUGACGUACAUUGAUGCUGUCGACGAAUGCGACGACCUAUCGGACAGGACCUUCUUGGACUGCGUCUUUCUCAUUUGUUGGCUGCUCAGGAAUCACAGAUGUAUCAAGAGGGUGUGCCUUUGCGAGUCGGUCCUAGUGCGGACCAAUCCCGCGAUGCUCGGCAAGGCCAUAGAGCUCGCACCUGGGCUCGUCGAGGUCGACAUAAAGUGUCGGUUCAUUUCCACGCGUGCGUCUGUAGCUCUUGCUUCUGCACUGAGCCACAAGGUCGGGCUCGAAAAGCUGCACCUCUCAUCCUUGCUUGUGGACCACAUGACUGCAAGGGACAUAGCCUGUGCCUUGAAGAAAAGUCGGGUGCAGUCACUGGUUCUCUACAACGGUCUGUCUAUGCGGGCCGGAGAUGUGAUCCUGCGUGCCGUCGGCAAGUGUUCUUACUUGACCUCAUUAGUGAUAGAUGGUUAUGAGCAUUUUCUAGUUAGCAAUGCCAAGUGUCUUGCCGCUGUGCUGGCUAAGAACACGACCAUAGCAAAAUUGUCCGUGACUGGAACGUGCUCAAGUGCGGUAAAAGUUAUACUUACAUCGCUUCAAAAGAACAGCUCGGUUCGGGAGCUUUCACUCAUUUGCCAACACCCGUCCCGCUCGGUUUUCAUGGAAAGUGAAGAGCUGGAGCCAUUGGCAAGCAACUCUGUACUGAAGAAGCUGACACUUUCUCUACAAGAGCUGGAUGAUGCCGGUGCCAUUUUUCUCUCUAAAUGGCUAAAAGAUAGCAUUAUGCUAGAAGAACUCGACCUUUCGUGGAGCAGCGUUCGUGUAAAUGGUGCCCUAGGGCUUGCAGAGGCACUAAAAACAAACAGAACUUUGAAAAAGCUUGUUCUGGACAACUACGGUUUCACUAUUAACGUUGUCGAGAAGUUUGUGGAGGCACUGAAGCUCAACAACGUUGUUGAGUCAGUUCGUUUGGGUUUUAUUCCCAUCCCUGAGGAGGUUGCGUGCCAAGUAACAAAUAAUGGACACAACGUUUGCAGACGACUUAUGGUGGCCUGGAACACUGACGGGCUUCUGCAGCUUGCACGAGAAUUGAGGGACGAUAGAGGCUCAGGCCACCAGUUGUAUCUAAGCUGGUCUGAACAUGCCUCAGAGGCGUCCAUUUUAGACGUGUUUCUUGCUCUGUCUACGAACAAUACCAUAACUGAACUCUACAUGCAGAACGGAAGUUUACUGAAUGUCGCAUUGGCCGAGGGCCUAGCAGGCCUACUGCGCUCCACCAAAACUUUGAAGAAACUCAAAAUAAGUACAGAAGUUCAAGUUGACCGUGUUGCGCCAUUGAUUCUGGCCAGUCUCACAAACAAUAUGACUGUUCAAGAAGUUGUUUUUAGUUGUACUUCUAUGUCAAGAAGAAUGACCAAAGCUGUGAGUGAAAUGCUGCAGGUGAACAGAACAAUUCACACUAUUUGUUUUGAGAACCAGUACCUUAAUUGUGGAGGUCAGAAAAAGCUCUCAAAGUGUCUCAGGAACAAUCAUGUUCUAGUGAAGUUUGACUUUUCUAACCCAACUUCAUACUUCAAGGGACUCUUCACCAUUCGAGAGAUUGUGCUUCGGAACAGGUGCCUCUUGAACCGUGCUGCUCAGUUUGUGCUUAAGACUGCUUUUGACCAGAGAUCUCUGGAUGCCUUUAGGCUGGUUUGCAAAAAUGAAUUCCUUGUCGAGCAUCUAGUCAAAAUCACUGACCAAGGGGAGGCAGAUGUGAGGAAGAGCAUAGCAGCUACACUCGAUUCUGCUGGAAUAAUUUGUGACUCAUAAUUAUGACAGUCUCUUAACUUUAGGUUUUAGACAUAUUUUAACUGCAGUGUAAAAGCACAUGUUAGGUGCCGGUCGAUGUCUGCAAAUGUUGGUUUUAAAUUUACAGAGCUAGUGCUAUGCUCGGUGUUCUAAUAAAGAGCUGGAAUUCCUUGUAAAUUGUACAGUCACAAUUUUUUACUAAGGUUGAGUGGAGGCAAAUGGGCAGUUGCAUUUUUACUUGAUACAAAAUUUUGACUGUUGGCUUGUGCAAUAAAAGCAGUGACACUUGUAUGCACUCUCCCUCUCGC
Messenger RNA from Ixodes scapularis (black-legged tick), 2841 nucleotides. RefSeq names its product protein NLRC3. Bases 347 to 2554 code for a protein of 735 amino acids. The transcript has 2 exons. Lineage: Eukaryota; Metazoa; Arthropoda; Arachnida; Ixodida; Ixodidae. The record is from RefSeq and is a predicted model, not a curated record.